GGAGGAAGGAGGAUGAUGACGGCGAUGAUGAGAACGACGACGAGCGAAGAGAAACAACAUUGUUUGUGCUACCCUGCUCCUGCUACUCCGCCGCUUCUGACCCCAACUCCUUUUUCGGGCUGGGCCAACAGCCUCUGUAGCUUUGAGAGCCGGAGUACACGGCCAUGGCUGCGGGAAUUGUCACGAAGAGCGAGCAUCCGCUAUGUCCGCGCGUUUCCCACGAUCGGCCGGCACCCGCCCGACCAGGAGCAGGCGGGCUAGGCUAAUGCCGCCGCCGCUCGGCCGGCCGGCCUUCAACGCGCCCCAAACAUGGCAGGGCGCCGAACGUCAAGUCAAGUCAAUCCAGUCGAGGGGACCUCGCCCUGCAAGCGGAGCCGGAGGGCGUGAGACACUACGGCAACAAACCGCGCAUGCAAGACGUAGUGGACAAGGCAGCAAUAAAUUAUACAUAGUCGUAUACAUCAGUCGCUCUUCACGAAAUCUAGAAAAUGCUUUUCCAUCCGCUGCCAAGGGAAAGGCUCCUGGCUGCGAAUCUCAUUCAUUAAAUUCGUGCCGUGCUCUUGUCGCAAAAAUGAAUCGACAGCAUCUGUCCAUCUUCGACGUGGCCGCCCUGGGCGUCUGAUGCCGUCCGGACGCCACCAUUGAACUUGCGCCGGCCAUUCUCGCGAGCCGCCGGUGGCGAGUCGCGCCACGAGGCGCCACAUUGAGCGAUCCAACACGACAAACCAGUUCGACACAGGAAAAUGCGAGCGUUUAUGUAUUCUGGGUUUCGUGAUUUGAUGAGCGCCAACGCUGCUGAUGGCCCCUCCCUUGUGGCGGCGGCUGUGCAGGCGGCGAUCCGGGAGGGCGCCCCGAGGCGCACUGUUGCUGCUGUGGCUGCGGCGGUUGCCGGCACUGUGAUGUCUGCGACUGCUCGGACCUGCGUGCCAGCGACUAUGCACAAGGAGCGUGCUCAGGAUGCACAGGGCAAAGCUGAAGACUUCGACGAUCCUGUACAAUUGUUGGAGAAACUUCGUGCUGUACGCCGUGCCCAACGACUCCGCAAGAAGGAAAAGCACUGGACAGCCAAGCAGGUGGCUCAAGAUGGUCCAGCCUCUCCUAUUCUUCCUGAUGGCCUUCAGCCUGUCGUUGAAGCCAUUCCAUCUCCAGCAGGUGCAGCCGGCCCAAGCGCAGACCUCGGGGGAAGUCAUGCUGCAGAGCCCGCUCCGGCACUUGCUCUACGUUCAGGCGCUGAUUCACCCUCGCAAUCUGAAUGUACCCUCAAUUCCCGGCACCCGCUCCCCGAGUCUAUUGCUGGGAAUGCAAUUGGCGCCAGUUCUUGCCACACACCGGGGCGAGAACCAUCAGGGCCACCUGCACGUGCCAAAGAUCCUGCGGCAGUCCCGACAUUGCCGUUUCCAGGGGUGCCCUUUCUUACUUCUUCGGCCACGUUCCAGCCCAUCUUAGGCCGCAAUUGC
Molecule: messenger RNA, 1457 nt
Organism: Prorocentrum cordatum
Lineage: Eukaryota; Dinophyceae; Prorocentrales; Prorocentraceae
Source: the annotation of a GenBank genome assembly